Molecule: messenger RNA, 747 nt
Organism: Effrenium voratum
Lineage: Eukaryota; Dinophyceae; Suessiales; Symbiodiniaceae
Source: the annotation of a GenBank genome assembly
AUGCCAGGGGCGCCAAUUUCGCCGAUGAUGGAGGCAGUGUGGGCGCACAAGCGGCAACAACUUGAGAAGGCAAAGCAGAAAUCCGAUGAACGCCUCGAGACCGAGUCCUGGAUGGUUCGGCUCAAGCGGAGGCGAAGUGAGAUAGAGCGGGAUGCCAUUGAGGAUUUCGCAGCCGAAACUGGGUUCAGGCCAGACACCGACACAGCCCCCGGUGGCGCAGGUACCGUGUACGGCUGGAACCCAGCCACCGCCGGGUGGCUCGCCGCGCCUUCAACCCCUGGCUACUACAACCAGGCGAAGCCGGGGGGCGUUCGCUAUACCAUCCGCAGCAGCGUCAUCGCAGGGUCCCCUGACGCAGGUGAACACGCUGGGGGCUGCGCUGGCUUCGAUGUCGGCGUCGAUCCAGCGAGGCAUGGGUUCCUGAACAAGGACUCAAAGCUGGUGGACCAAGCAGCCCGCCUCUUCGCGCAGAACCUUGCUGGAACCUCUCAGUACGAAGGCGUCCUGAAGAACAAGAAGCCGGCGGCGAGCACGACCUGGCGACCGCAAAGCAGCGCUCGGGCAGCCUUGUCGCGCCAUCACAGGUGCCCCAGCCCCUUUGCGGGCAAACUCAAGUUGGGCCGGAGCCUGGACAGGAGUUCUGGUUGCCUCCGGCUACCCUUGUCGAGAGGUACAACUACCUUGCGAGAACGGAGUGUGUGUGACACUGGCCGAAUCGUCACCGUCAUGCACUGCACCAUGUUGUGA